GGUCAUUUGUGGAGACAAGGGAGAGUUCCUUAGUCAGGAUUUCCUUCUAUAUGUAGCAUUGCUGGUACUCCUAUUGUAAAAGAUGAUAAAUCACAACUCAAUGGAAUCAAUUGAGAUCAUUGUCGAAAUUGAUCCUGAAAAUGCUGAAGAACUCAAAAAGACUAAAACAGGCAUUGAAACCAAGAUCACAAAAAUCCAGAAGCUUAUUAAGAACGAAAACCAAAGCAAAAAAGAUGCGAGUCCUAGACGUUCUAGAAAAGAUACAGAACUUAUGGGAUUAACGGAGGACUUAUACAAGCAGUACCAGUCACUUAAUGCACAAUAUGAUAAUCUCAUUGGGAAAGUGGUUUCUAACCAAAGAAAAGAUUUAAUGUUUUCAUCUGACUCAGACUCGGAGUACUUUUCCUCAAAGGAAGAACAAAAAGUAGCGGACACUGUUAAGCAGGAAUCUGAUACAGGUGAUAAUAGAGAGGUGACAGAUCUUAGCCAAAAUAUUGGCAAUACCAAUCAAGUUCUUAAGACUGAAGCAUCAGUUGAGGCAACCGAAAUUGAAAGAAAAUUAACUUCACUAAUGGAAGAGAUGAGGAGCUUGAGCAACGAUAAAACGAAUCUAGAACUUCAAAUUGAAAGCCAAGCAAAUGAAGUUAAACAACUAAGCAUACAAAAUACUGAGCUACAGAAUCAUGUCAUGGAACUUGAGUCGUUGUUGAAAGAGAAACAAGGUGUGGUAUCUGAUCUGGAGAUGAAACUCAACAACAGCGAGGAACAAGCAAAAUCCAACAUUGUAAUAUUGAUGGCACAAGUCAACGAACUUGUACUUGAGACCGAAUCUCUGAGGACCCAAAAAGAUGAGAUGGAAGAAAAAAUAAAAUGUGAUCAAAAUGAAGCGUCUAUGCAAAGAGAUGACUUGAUGGAGAAGCUUAACGUUAUGCAACAAAAGUUAGAUUCUAUAGAGAAUCAUAACAAAGAAUUAGAAGCUCAGUUGGAAAGAAAAGCAGAAGAAAUAUCCCAGUUCCUAAUUCAGAUGGAAAAUUUAAAGGAGAAUUUAGCCGAAAUGAAAUCAACCGAACAUACUAUGAUGGAAGAGAAAGAGGGUUUUCUUGCGCGGUUAAAGGAAAUGGAAUUCAAAUUGGAAACACAAAGCAACCAGAAAAGUGAGUUGCAAGAGGAGUUAGCUGAAAUGAGAUCUACUGAACAAACUAUGAUGGAAGAGAAAGAAGGUUUUCUUGCGAGGUUAAAGAACAUGGAACUCGAAUUGGAAACUCAAAUCAAUCAGAGAAAUGAGUUGGAAGAGCAGUUAAGAGAUACAAAUUAUGAGAUUAAACAACUGAUGAAUGAAAAUAAGGCCCUGCAGGAUAGAAACCAUGAACUGAAAGCAGCAAUGAUACAAAGAGGUGAAGAGAUAUCAAAUUUUUUAAAGGAAAACGAUAGCGAUGAAAAUGGAGCUUCAAUUGAGAUUAUGGCUUUAAAAGCUGAAGUUAAUGACAUGAGGCUAGCGUUGGACAAUUUGCAGGAACAUAAAACCAAGUUGGAACUCCAGAAUGAGCGAAACCAGAAGGAAUAUGCAGAAAGCUUAGCAAAGAUAGAAACUUUGAACACAAAGUUGACAGGCCAGAUAGCUGAUCAAGAGAAAACUAUAAAGGAUCAGACAUCAACCAUUGACCGAAUAAAUGCGGAGCAAAAACAAACCAUAAUCACCUCGAAUAAACUUAUGUUGAAUCAGCGAUCGACAGAAAGGAAAAUGGAAGAAUUGGCAGAAAAGUUGAGGAAGAAAAUGGAAGACAAUAUCCGCUUGUUGCACCAGAGGAUCCACGUAGCAGAACAAUUGAACAAUGAGAACAAAAGCAGUUGCAAAUUAACAAAGAUAAGGUACGAGGAAGAGAACAAGAUUCUUGGGGAGAAAGUUUCUAUUUAUGAAGAGGAACUAAGAAGGCUUAAAGAGGGUGCUGCUAAUGUUACUGCAAAUGCAAGUGAGGAAACACACUCACCAGUGGUUGAUCUAAAGGGUUUUGAAUUUGAUGCUGCUCUAAAUGGAUUAGAUGUAGUGGCUGCGAAAGUCGAGGAACACAGAGAGUGUGUCAUGAGCAAUGUGUCUAAAAUGCUUUGUGAGGUUCAGUUUGCGAAGGAUUGGAUAAAGAAAAUGAACGUCGAAAUGAAACAAUUGAAGGAAAAUGUGGAUUGUCUUACAACGCUACUGAGCGAAAAAGAAGAGCAGGAAUUGUUGUUAAGAGACAAAGUAUGGAAUUUAGAAGCCACAGUGAGCAAAGAAGGAGGAGAGAAAUUGAACUUGACAAAUGCAGUGAGCCAGCUUGAAAAGAAAGUGGGGAAAAUGGAAAAGAAUCUGAAAGAAAAGGAUGAGGAUUUGGAUAGCCUUGGGGAGAAGAAGAGGGAAGCAAUAAGACAGCUUUGUUUGGUUGUUGAGUUUCAUCGCGACCGGUGUAACUAUCUAAUGAAUUUGGUCACAAGUAUGAGAGUUAAUAAGAAGACAUGAACUUUCUUUUUUCUGCUUAUUAUUGUACAUGGAGA
Medicago truncatula (barrel medic) is the source of this 2526-nucleotide messenger RNA. Its product is annotated as COP1-interactive protein 1. Gene Ontology annotation, molecular function: actin binding; structural constituent of cytoskeleton. Bases 83 to 2491 code for a protein of 802 amino acids. Lineage: Eukaryota; Viridiplantae; Streptophyta; Magnoliopsida; Fabales; Fabaceae. Gene Ontology annotation, cellular component: cytoskeleton. The transcript has 2 exons. The record is from RefSeq and is a predicted model, not a curated record.